GCAGUGUUUAUCUGUAUCUGUAACGGACUGUAUGGUUCCCUGUAGUCUGCAACUGGUUAGCUGCAGUCUUCCUCUCUGGCGGUUUCCAUAGUGACCCCAACAAACUCAAACUCAAGCAUGGUCCGCAUCACAGAGGAUCUUAUCCGGCGUCGCGCUGAGCACAACAACUGCGAGAUCUUCUCUCUGGAGGAGGUGUCGCUGCAUCAGCAGGAUAUUGAGCGAAUAGAGCACCUUGACAAGUGGUGCAGAGAUCUUAAAAUCCUCUACUUACAAAACAACCUCAUCCCUAAAAUAGAGAAUGUUGGAAGACUGAAGAAGCUGGAGUAUCUGAAUCUGGCCCUGAAUAACAUUGAAGUGAUUGAGAAAUUGGAAGGCUGUGAAAGUCUGAAGAAGCUGGACCUUACAGUGAACUUUGUGGGUCGGCUGAGUAGUGUGGAGUCCCUGAAACAUAAUGUGCAUCUGCGGGAGCUCUACCUGGUCGGGAACCCCUGCACUGAGUUCCAAGGUUACAGGCAGUAUGUAUUGGCCUGUCUGCCUCAGCUACAGUGGUUGGACGGCACAGCAGUCGGGCGAGCCGAACGGAUACGGGCGCUGCAGGACCUGGAUGACCUGAGGAGGCGAGUCUUACAACAGGAGACUGAGUAUUUGGAAAAGAGAGAAAAGCAGAAGAAGAAAGAGCAAAUAAAGGCCACAGUCAGCAAACCACAGGAUCUAGAUCAUGAAGAUCUCAAUAGCAACUUCUCAGACGAAGCCAAGGAGAACAGGAACCAAGAUUCUAAUGCUGAGUACUCGCCAGAGCAGGACCGAAACCUAGCCUUAAACUCACAUUCAGAAGAACAGGAGAGGGAAUUCUGGGAAAAACCUUGUGCCUUUACUCCGGAGUCGAGACUGGAGGCACAUCACUAUCUAGAAGAAAAGAAGACAGCAAAAGAGAGACAGAGAGAGCCGAAGUGCAAAGUUAAGGCCCCCAGAACUCUGAUCACUGCUGAGGGAAAGGUUUUGAACGUUAAUGAGGCCAAACUGGACUUUAACCUCACUGAUGAUGAAGACAACAACUGUGUGCUUCUGGACCUGCAUGUAUACAGGCAUUUGGACACGUCCCUUCUAGAUGUGGAUGUUCAACCUACAUACGUUAGAGUGACUGUGAAAGGAAAGGUGUUCCAGUUGGUUUUGCCUGCUGAGGUGAAGCCUGACAGCAGUACAGCACAGAGAUCUCAAACCACUGGCUAUCUGCUUCUUACUAUGCCCAAGGCACAUGGAGAGAUAAAAGUAAAGAAAGCAGUCCUGAAAACAUCCCAUGUUAAGAAGAGCAACAAGAAUGCAGAGGAAAAGCCCAAGGUGAUGAUCGGUUGUAAGAGAUUAGAGGUUGACCCCAGCAAAACCUCUACAGUAGACCUGGCCAACAUUGUCCCUAAAGAAAACUGCACUGCCCAGAGACCCCUGCGGUUCUCCUGGGGACUACAAGCUCGUGGAGCCCAGGAGAAGCCUAUUUCCAAGGAGUUUGUGGAUGACCCAGAAGUGCCCCCACUCAUCUGACACAAAUACAGGGUGGGAGUUUCCAUGUACAGCUGUGCAUGUUUUGGAACACAUAAUAUGGACAUAUGGACUUGAUUGAUCAAUACACCGAAAGAACUCUCAGCUGGAAUGUGUGACUUUGGUCAAUAUUCUCACAUCACACAAUAAAAAACUUAGUGAUUGAUCAUUUGUAUAUUGCAAGCUUUUGUAACAACAGUAUCACAAAGAUGGGUAUAGUAAUAGGUAUUGACUUAUCCACCCACAGAUGUGUUCUUUUGUGUUCACUUUUUACUGCUUAGCAAAUGCUGGCAAAAAUGUCACUCAGUCUAUUAAGAAACUUUAGUGUCAACUAAAUUCUUUGUCAAAAUAUUUAUGUUUAAAUUUGUUUAAAAUUUUAUUUAACAUCACCUGUUAGGAUAGAUAUUUUUGGUAGACAGCUGCUUCAGUCUAGCAUUGCCAGCUAGAUUUUUUUUUAUCCAAUUUUGUCCUUUCUCUAAACGUAAUCUGUUAGAUAUGUUUGGUGUCUUAUCUUUUUAGAUCUGCAAUGGAUCUAUAAGGCUAAAACAGCUAGAAAUACAAAAUACAUAAAUUUCUAGAUUAGGUUAAUUAGAGUUUCUCUGUGAAACAUUUACUAUGUUUGAACUUUUAUUUAUGUGUUUAUCACACAGUCAUAUUGAGUUGAAGCGUAAUCUGUGUAAAUAAAAUAACAUAAUAGCACAAUUCAGUAAAUUUGUGGUUGUAUUAUGUUGUCAUCUUUAAUUUGUUCAUAGAACUUAGUAAUUGAUCUACUAAGGAAGAAAACAAUGCAGUUACUGUUCUCAGAGGUCUAUACCCAAUUA
Pygocentrus nattereri (red-bellied piranha) is the source of this 2354-nucleotide messenger RNA. RefSeq names its product leucine rich repeat containing 6 (gene dnaaf11). Gene Ontology annotation, molecular function: protein binding. The coding region runs from base 118 to 1536 and encodes 472 amino acids. NCBI's taxonomy places the organism in Eukaryota, Metazoa, Chordata, Actinopteri, Characiformes, Serrasalmidae. Gene Ontology annotation, biological process: outer dynein arm assembly. The transcript has 12 exons. The record is from RefSeq and is a predicted model, not a curated record. Gene Ontology annotation, cellular component: cytoplasm.